AUGUUUAAGACAUAUAAGGCUGAAGUUGAAAAUCAACUCAACAGAAAAAUUAAAGUCCUAAGAUCAGAUAGAGGAGGGGAAUAUGAAGCCACUGCAUUUGCUGAAUUUUGUGCCACAAAUGGUAUAAUUCAUCAAACGACAGCUCCUUAUACACCGCAACAAAAUGGUGUUGCUGAAAGGAAAAAUAGGACAUUAAAAGACAUGAUAAAUUCUAUGCUGAAUAGUUCUGGGCUUCCACAUAAUAUGUGGGGUGAAGCCUUACUUACUGCAAAUACAAUCUUGAAUCGAAUUCCACAUAAAACGAGUAACAAGUCACCAUAUGAAGUAUGGAAAGGAAGGUUACCAACCUAUAAGACACUCAAAGUGUGGGGUUGCCUAGCAAAAGUUCAAGUUCCUUUGCCAAAGAUAACUAAACUUGGACCCAAAACUAUAGAUUGUGCCUUCAUUGGAUUUGCAUCCAAUAGUGCUGCUUAUAGAUUUUUAGUAUUUCACUCUGAUGUUUAUGAUAUACAUGUGAAUACAAUACUAGAAUAUGUGGAUGCAAUAUUCUUUGAGGACAUUUUUCCUUAUAAACAAGGAAGGUCCAAUGUCAAUAGAAAAAGAACUAUUGAUGAUUCUAGAAUAAAAGAAAAUUCUAGAAUAGAUGAUGGUAAUCCUACUUCAUCUAGUGUUCAAGAAAAUGAACAAGAUCAAGAACCUAGAAGAAGUAAAAGGACAAGAAUACCAAAAGAUUUUGGACCAGAUUUCUUGACCAUGAUGGCUAAAGCUGAGCCUCAAACAUAUAAAGAGGCAAUAUCAAGUCCAGAAGCUCCAUUUUGGAAAGAAGCAAUCAAUAGUGAGGUUGAAUCCAUUAUACAAAAUCAUACAUGGGAACUGGUUGAUUUACCACCCGGUAAUAGACCAAUUGGAUACAAAUGGAUCUUUAAGAAGAAAUUAAAAGCAGAUGGUACAAUUGAUAAGUAUAAGGCUCGUUUGGUAGCCAAAGGAUACCGUCAAAAGGAAGGCUUAGAUUUCUUUGACACAUACUCACCCGUGACAAGAAUAACAUCAAUAAGGAUGUUGAUUGCUAUAACGUCAAUUUAUGACAUGGAAAUACAUCAAAUGGAUGUAAAAAUAGCUUUCUUAAAUGGAGAGUUGGAUGAGGAAAUAUAUAUGGAACAACCUGAGGGGUUUGUAGUAAAAGGUCAAGAACAAAAAGUUUGCAAACUUGUAAAGUCUCUCUAUGGACUAAAACAAGCUCCAAAGCAAUGGCAUGAAACAUUUGACCAUACUAUGAUGACACAUGGUUUUAAAAUAAACGAAUGUGAUAAAUGUGUCUAUAUCAAGACACAUAAGAAUGCAUGUGUUAUAGUGUGUCUGUAUGUAGAUGACAUGCUCAUAAUUGGGACUAACAAGGACAUAAUUAACUCUACCAAGAAAAUGUUAAACUCCAGUUUUGACAUGAAAGACUUAGGUCUUGCUGAUAUAAUUCUUGGAAUUAGAGUUAAAAGAAAUUCAGAUGGUUAUAUAUGA
Prunus armeniaca (apricot) is the source of this 1512-nucleotide messenger RNA. Lineage: Eukaryota; Viridiplantae; Streptophyta; Magnoliopsida; Rosales; Rosaceae. The record is from the annotation of a GenBank genome assembly.